AUAAUAAAAUAUGUUUCAGUUCGACCGGAUAUGAAUACGAAUGCUUGACGGAAGUCACAAGAUCACGUGAGAGACAAAAUGUCGUAUUGACUUUUCCGCAAUAAUAAACAGCAAGCGAUUUAAUUAAAUUGCAAACCGUUGUCGGAUAUAAGCGCACUCAUUGGUAGAUUGAAUGCUCAAAGAUGGCCGAGUUCUGGUUGAUAUCUGCCCCCGGAGACAAGACUUGUCAACAAACAUUUGACAAGCUCAACAAUGCUACAGCUAAAAACAAUGUCCUGUCUACAAACUACAAAUUCAGUCUCCCAGACCUCAAGGUUGGAACUUUAGACACUUUGGUUGGGCUGUCAGAUGACCUUGGAAAACUUGAUAUAUAUUGUGAGAGCAUAACAAAGAAAGUGGCUGGGUACUUGGGAGAGGUUUUAGAUGAUCAGAGGGACAAGCUUCAGGAAAACCUUAUCGCCAAUGGAGUGGACUUGAACACAUACCUGACUCGUUUUCAAUGGGACCUAGCUAAGUACCCAAUCAAACAAUCUUUGAGAAACAUCACAGAAAUAAUCUCAAAGCAAGUGUCCCAGAUUGAGGCCGACCUAAGGGUGAAGUCCACAGCCUACAACAACUUGAAAGGCAGUCUACAGAACUUGGAGAGGAAGGCUACUGGCAACCUGAUCACUCGUUACCUGGGUGACAUUGUAAAAAAGGAGCACUUUGUACUGGACUCUGAAUACCUCGUUACGCUUCUGGUUGUUGUUCAAAAGUCUUUUCUCCAUGAUUGGAAGGGCAAGUACGAAAGCCUGACUGACAUGAUUGUACCACGCUCCUCAAAUACUAUUUAUGAAGAUGAGGAGAACUGCCUGUGCACUGUCACAAUGUUUAGAAGAGUGGAGGACGAAUUCAGACAGAAAUGUCGUGAAAACAAGUUUGUAGUUCGAGACUUCACAUACAAUGCUGAUGAACUGGAGGCUGGCAAGAAUGAAAUAAAAAAGCUAGAUGCCGAUAAGAAGAAACAGUUUGGUCCACUUGUCAAAUGGCUGAAGGUGAACUUCGGAGAAUGCUUCACUGCUUGGGUCCAUACGAAAGCUCUCCGAGUGUUUGUGGAAAGUGUUCUAAGAUAUGGUCUACCAGUGAAUUUCCAAGCAAUGCUGCUGUUGCCGCAAAAGAAGAAUCAUAGACGACUACGAGAGGAACUGAACAGACUGUAUGAGCACCUUGACAACACUGCCAUGGCAGGCAUGGAUGCUGGUAAUGUUGAAAUCCCCGGACUAAUGGGAAUGGGAGUAGACUACUAUCCAUACGUGUUCUAUAAAAUAGACCUAGAGCUGGUGGACUCAACAGCAAUGCGGCGUUGAAAAACAUGACAUUAGGACUGAAUAUGUAUCUAUUAGGUGUCAAUGCAUUUUCAUGGUGGUACAGUUGUAUACAUUGUGUACUUUUCCACAUUUUUGUAUUGUUAUUCAGAAAUAAAUAAAUAUAACAUCACUUUUGAGAAAUGACAAUAUA
Messenger RNA from Dreissena polymorpha, 1497 nucleotides. RefSeq names its product V-type proton ATPase subunit C 1-A-like. NCBI's taxonomy places the organism in Eukaryota, Metazoa, Mollusca, Bivalvia, Myida, Dreissenidae. The record is from RefSeq and is a predicted model, not a curated record. The transcript is spliced from 13 exons. Gene Ontology annotation, molecular function: proton-transporting ATPase activity, rotational mechanism. Bases 183 to 1346 code for a protein of 387 amino acids. Gene Ontology annotation, biological process: proton transmembrane transport. Gene Ontology annotation, cellular component: lysosomal membrane; vacuolar proton-transporting V-type ATPase, V1 domain.